Molecule: messenger RNA, 1385 nt
Organism: Setaria italica (foxtail millet)
Lineage: Eukaryota; Viridiplantae; Streptophyta; Magnoliopsida; Poales; Poaceae
Product: cysteine synthase, chloroplastic/chromoplastic
Exons: 8
Coding region: 240-1358 (372 amino acids)
Cellular component (GO): cytoplasm
Molecular function (GO): cysteine synthase activity
Source: RefSeq, a predicted model, not a curated record
CCUCUGACUAUAAAGAAGCCAACAAGCAGUAGCGUAGAGCAGCAUCCACGGAGACAGAGGAGGUUGGGAGGAGGGGCAUCCCUUCUCUCUUGAAGCCAUCUUCUUCUUCCAGCGAUGGUGUUGCUGGGCGGGAGGAGCACAUUGCCUCCGAUGUCACGCAGCUCAUAGGAUGGACGCCGCUGAUCGAGCUGAAGCGAAUCGCCAGCAAGGAUGGAGUAGACGCGCGGAUCGUCGGCAAGAUGGAGGCGUACCAGCCGCUCUGCUCCGUCAAGGAUCGAUGCGCUUUGAGAAUGAUAGAAGAUGCAGAGGAGAGAGGACUGAUUUCACCUGGUGUCACCACACUAAUCGAGCCAACAAGUGGUAACAUGGGGUUAGGAUUGGUUCUCAUUGCUAUUCACAAAGGUUACAGGUUUAUAGCUGUUGUGCCAGCUAAAUAUUCACUUGACAAGCAGAUCUUGUUGAGAUACAUGGGUGCUGAGCUGUAUUUAACUGAUCCCGCCCUCGGCUUUCAAGGCAUGUGGGACAAGGUUGAACAGCUCCAAAAAGAAUUGCCCAAUGUACAUGUUCUUGAUCAAACUACCAAUAAAGCAAAUUCUGAAGCACACUUCAGAUUAACUGGACCUGAGAUUUGGAAGGACACAGCCGGCAAGGUGGACAUUUUUGUGGCUGCUUCAGGCUCGGGAGGUACUGUAUCCGGUGUGGGGAAGUAUCUGAAAAUGCAAAACCCAGGCGUCCAAAUCGUUUGCGUUGAGCCUGUAGAGAGCCCAGUCAUUUCAGGUGGCGCCCCUGGCAAGCACAAAAUCCAGGGAAUAGGACCAGGAUUUCUACCUGAAGUCCUGGACAUGUCGGCCAUCGACGAGACUGUCACGGUGACCACUGAGGAGGCAAUGGCGAAUGCGAGGAGGCUGGCGAAGGAGGAGGGCCUGCUUGUGGGCAUUUCUUCAGGAGCAAACCUGGCAGCUUGCUUGAAGAUUGCAUCGAGAGAAGAGAACAAGGGGAAGAUGAUCGUCACCAUGUUCCCAAGCGGUGGCGAGAGAUACAUGAACUCCGACCUGUUUGCAGAUACCCCUUCACCGCUCUGUGAUUUUGAGCAGUGGAUCGACACUGAGAUCAAGCUUGAAGACAAGGAGGAGAUGCAGGAAAUGUUGCGUUGGAAGGCAGAGAAGAAGGAGACAAUGGAGAAGAGACGUAGAGAGGAGGCUGCAGAAAAGGAGCACAAGGAAGAGGAGGAAAGGAGGCGUGUAGCUGCGAACAGGGAGGAGAGGGAGAAGAAGCUUGAGCGUGCACGCCGAGCGAAAGUAGCGAUUGAGGAGAAUCCCGAUGCCCUGAGGAAGGGAAAGUGGCAUCGUUGCACAUAGUAGUCUCCAUUACUGUUGGACUUUUCA